AUGUAUGAGGAAUUCCCCCUUGAAUCUCUAAAAAUACCAAAACCAGACAGCAUAAGCAGACUUAGACCUCAACACAGGCCCAAUGUGUGCGUGGAGAGGGAGGUGACGCUGGUUGCCCAGAGGCAGCCGUGUGUGCAGGCCUUCACACGCAUGGUUAAAGUGUGGAAGCAAGGCUGUGUGGGGCAGUCAUGGUGCAUGGGAUACGAGAGAAGGACGGCAUACUACACAGCAUACAGACAAGUCUACAGACAGGAUUAUCAGACUGUGUACAAGUGUUGCCCUGGAUGGUCUCAACUUAACGGAGAAGCUGGUUGUCUUUAUCCUGUGUGUAGCUACGGCGUGUGCUUCAAUGGCGGCCAGUGUCUGGAGGGAUCCACUCAGCUUUGCGACUGUCCUGCAGGGUUCAACGGACCCAGCUGCCAGUAUGAUGUGAAUGAGUGUGAGGAGACCAAUGGAGGCUGUGAGGCUUUGUGUUGUAACACCAUCGGAAGCUUCUACUGCAGGUGUCCUCCUGGACUGAAACUGAAUGAAGAUGGCAAAACAUGUCAAGAUAUUGAUGAAUGCCUGGUCCACAAUGGAGGCUGCCAGCACAGAUGUAUUAACACCAGGGGCUCCUACUACUGUGAAUGCCACCCAGGCUCUCGUCUGCACGUGGACGGCCGCACCUGCCUCGCCGUCCAUUCGUGUGCCAUCAGCAACGGAGGAUGUGAACACUACUGCGUGCAGCAGUCUGCCGCUCAUUUCCGCUGCCGCUGCAAGCCAAAUUAUGUGCUGGCAGAGGAUGGCAAGCACUGUAAACUGCAGAACCCCUGCGCAGAUCAGAACGGAGGCUGCAUGCACGAGUGUCGAGUUGACGGUGGUAAGGCUCACUGUGACUGUAAAGUUGGUUACAUCCUGGCUGAAGACGGGAAGACCUGUGAAGAUAUUGAUGAGUGUGAGACUGAAGAAGCCAACUGUGCUCAUGGCUGCCACAACACCCUUGGCUCCUACGCCUGUGUUUGUAACACUGCCUAUGAGCUGGGAUCUGAUGGAAAACAGUGUUACAGAAUCGAGAUGGAGAUCGUGAACAGCUGUGAGAACAACAACGGUGGCUGUUCGCACCACUGCCAGCAUUCAACCAGUGGGCCUGUCUGUUCCUGUAACCAUGGUUACAGACUAGAUGAGGACCUUAAAACCUGUGUUGACGUCGACGAGUGUGGAGAGCAGAGCUCCUGCUGCGAGCAGGACUGCACCAACUACCCCGGGGGUUAUGAAUGCUACUGCUCCGCAGGAUACAGGCUCAACUCAGAUGGAUGUAGCUGUGAUGAUGUAGACGAGUGCCUGGCCACUAAUGGCGGUUGUGAUCACACGUGCCAGAACAGCGCAGGUUCCUUCCAGUGUUUCUGCCGCCGGGGUUUCCGUCUGGAUGAGGACCGGCAAUCCUGCAUCCCGCUAGAAGAUGCAAUUGAGGCCCUCUCCAGCGGAGGUGCCAUUGAGUUGCCUCUCAUUCGCCCCCAGCUCACCUUGCUGCAGGACUACAGCCAACCCCUGGAGCGUUAUGAUGACUAUGAGGACGACGAGGGCGAGCUGAGGGCAGAGAGUAACCUGGCAGAGAAGUUUGUGUGUUUGGAUGACACUUUCGGGAAUGACUGCAGUUUGACGUGUGACGACUGCUCUAAUGGAGGAAAAUGUAAUCCGUGGAAGAAUGGCUGCGAUUGCCCCGAUGGAUGGACCGGCAUCGUCUGCAACCAGACUUGCACCGAGGGCUAUUUUGGUAAAAACUGCUCCUUUCACUGUAAGUGUAAAAAUGGCGCCAGCUGUGAUCCUGUCACUGGGAGCUGCCGCUGCCCGCCGGGAGUCAGUGGAGACUUGUGCCAGGAUGGCUGUCCAAAGGGCUUCUAUGGAAAACAGUGCAACAAGAAGUGUAACUGUGCAAAUAAUGGGCGCUGCCAUCGAACCUAUGGAGCCUGUCUGUGUGAUCCUGGACUGUACGGACGCUUCUGCCACCUCCCUUGUCCAAAGUGGACCUUCGGACCGGGCUGCUCUGAGGAGUGUCAGUGUGUCCAGCAGAACACUCUGGAGUGUCACCGUCGCCAUGGCACCUGUGUCUGUAAAUCUGGUUACCAUGGCGACACCUGCAAGGACGAAUGCAACCCAGGUACGUAUGGAGCCGGCUGUGAGAAGCAGUGCUCCUGUCCACCAGGAGUGUCCUGCGAUCAUGUGACUGGAAAAUGCCAACGAAAGUGUCCUCCUGGUCGUCAUGGGGAGAACUGUGAUCAAGACUGUCCAGAGGGACGGUUUGGAACAGGCUGCGUUCAUCCUUGCAACUGCACCAGUGCCCCGUGUGACAAAGUGACAGGACAAUGCAAGUGUCCAGCAGGAACGUCAGGAAAGCACUGUGAGAACUUGUGUGUGGAGGGAUCCUGGGGUCCGGGCUGCACAGAAACCUGCCCUGCUUGUGAGAACGGCGGCUCGUGCGAUAAACAUAAUGGAUCGUGUAUCUGUCCACCAGGAUUCAUGGGAAAACUCUGCCAAAACUCGUGCCUGAGUGGACGAUUCGGUCAAGAAUGCCAAAUGAAGUGUGUGUGUGAGAACAAUGCUCACUGCGACCCGGUGAAUGGGCGGUGCACCUGCGCUCCUGGCUGGACUGGACACAACUGCAGGAAAGUGUGUGAUGCAGGACACUGGGGAGCUGACUGUGCAGGAACCUGCGACUGUAGAAACGGAGACGGCAGCUGUGAUGCUGUGACGGGCCUUUGCAACUGUGAAGCUGGUUACACUGGAACACGCUGCCAUCACAAGUGCCCAACAGGUAUGUUUGGUCUUGGUUGUCGCCAUCGGUGUCAGUGUGACAACAAGGCAUUGUGCGACCAUGUGAGCGGAGCUUGUACCUGCCAGGUGGGAUGGACAGGAACCUUCUGCGAAAAGCCGUGUCCUCAGGGUUUCUAUGGGCUUGACUGCCAGGAGAAGUGUUUGUGUCUAAACGGCGGGAGCUGUGACCAUGUCAGUGGAGAUUGUUCCUGUCCUGCUGGCUGGAUCGGUCCGUUCUGCAACCUGACUUGCCCGACCGGUUUCUAUGGGGAAGGAUGUAACCAAACCUGUAGCUGUCGUAACAACGGCAUCUGCCACCCGGCCAGUGGGCAGUGUGUGUGCACACCGGGCUGGACCGGACCCAACUGCACAGAAGAAUGCCCUGCAGGGUUUUAUGGAGCAGACUGUCGGCAGCGCUGCUUGUGUCAAAAUGGAGCCACAUGUGACAAGACCAGUGGAAAAUGUACAUGUGCCAGUGGCUGGACGGGUACAGCCUGUGAACUGGAGUGUGUAGCAGGCCGGUUCGGAGCGGACUGCCAGCAGCAGUGUGAAUGUGAGAACGGCGGUCACUGUGACACACAGACUGGACAGUGCAGCUGUGGCGCCGGCUGGAUCGGAGAGCGCUGCGAGAAAGCGUGUGACACAGGCCUGUUUGGUGCUGGCUGCGAGGAGAGAUGUCAGUGUGUGCACGGGGUUUCAUGUCACCACGUCACUGGAGAGUGUCAGUGUCCUCCAGGGUGGAGAGGAAAACUCUGUGACAAAGCAUGUUUGCCGGGUAUGUAUGGGAAGAGCUGUAUGCAGCGCUGCAGCUGUGCUCAGGGCACAUCCUGCCACCAUGUCUCUGGAGAGUGUGGCUGUCCUCCUGGAUUCACUGGAAACGGCUGCGAGCAGACUUGUCUUCCAGGAACAUUUGGGCAGAACUGUAACCAGGUCUGCCAGUGCUCAGAGACAAACCAGCUCUGCCACCCAGUGUCUGGAUCGUGUUACUGCGCCCCGGGUUUCCAAGGUCCCAAAUGUGACCAAGCAUGUGGAGAGCAGCAUUAUGGUCCUAACUGUGAAAAGGAAUGCAAAUGUGAAAAUGGAGGGACAUGCGUUCCUUCCACUGGAGCCUGUGAAUGUCCAGCAGGAUUUAUAGGAGCACGCUGCAACAUCACGUGUCCAGAUGGGCAUUAUGGAGUUGACUGUGCUCGGGUAGCAAUAUGUGGAGACGGAGCCCAAAACGACCCAGUUACAGGUCGGUGUGUGUGCAUCCCUGGACGAAGAGGAGAGGACUGUGGACAUGGCUGCUCUCCAGGCUGGUUUGGAGCCGGCUGUGCCCUGCGUUGUAACUGCAGCAAUGGAGGGUUGUGUGACUCUGCGACUGGCAACUGUACCUGUGGUCUGGGCUGGACUGGUGCACACUGCGACAGAGAAUGCCCUUUGGGCAGAUUUGGUGCCAACUGUCAGCUGAAAUGUAACUGUCAGAAUAAUGGCACUUGUGACAGAGUGACGGGGACGUGUCAGUGUGGUCCAGGCUACUAUGGACAUCUGUGUGAACAUGCCUGUCCUCCUGGUCUCCACGGCCCGCUGUGCCAGCUGCAGUGCGACUGUAUGAACGGAGCCUCCUGUCAUCCUGUGUCGGGCCUCUGUGUCUGUCCUCCAGGAUAUUAUGGAGCCCGCUGCCACAGAGUGUGUGAACAGGGUACCUUCGGUCAGGGCUGUGCCAAGGUAUGUGACUGUGAGGACGACGCUCCAUGUGAUCCUGUGACGGGACGAUGCCUCUGCUCCUCGGGGAAGACUGGACCCAGAUGUGACAUCGACUGCAGAGCGAAUCGGUUUGGGCCCGACUGCAGUGAGACCUGUGAGUGUGAGAAUGGGGCGCAAUGCGACCGACGCAACGGGCGCUGCAGCUGCAUGCACAGCUGGAUUGGACUCUCCUGUCAGGAAGGUGGACCUCCACGCCUCACCUAUGGGAGCAGCAGAGGAGACUCGCAACACAACUCAUUAUAGCAGCUCCAUCUUGCUGGAAGACUCCAACUAGAACUGGGACAGAUCGGCGGGUUUUUACUGAAGUGACUCAAGUGAGUGAAAGCUUAUGACAGGAAGUUGAAGCAGCUGGAGGAUUUGCAUGAAAAUAGACUCUCUGAGGAGAACUGCAACUCCAUGUUUGAACCCGAGCUGGAUUUUUUUUUUUUUUUUGCGUGCCAAAGUGUCCUUUGAACUGUCUGAGCCCGUGGCAUCAGUCGGACCUGUCACCAGUGCAUUGUUUCUUGCGCUCAAACACCACCUUUACUCUUCAGGAUAAGAAUUAUGCCUCAAAAACUACAUCCUCACAGUGCAGUGUCAGGAGAUUGUGAUUGCGUUUACUGCACUUUUGGUAUUUUGUUUAAUGUUUUGUCCUCAAGAUGCCUUUUGCAGGUACUGUAUAUAAAAUAAUCUCUAAUUUUGUAAGAAAAUAGGUGAUAUUGCUGGAUAUGAUGCAACCAUAUCACAUUACUUGCCAGUACUAUGAAGUUGUUUUUCAGUCUAUACAAAAUGAAGUACUACCCUCAGUCCAAUGGUGCUAUGGUGCUUUACUGUACUUCAGAUGUUUAAUAGUAUAAUAUCACAGUAAAGCACAUUCUUGUUGACUAAAGCCUUAACAGAUAGCUGGAAUUUCAGUGUAUAUCACUUAAGAUUACACAGCUAGCAUUCAUUGUUUAAAUUGUUCCUUUAGGAUUGAUUUUGUGUAUAAAUUGCUUCAUAUUUAUAUUUAACACAGUUGAAUAUAACACAAAUUUAAAAUGCAUCUUUUGUUUUCCACUGGAUAAAAGAGACUUUGCAGCUCUGCCAAAUCUACA
Molecule: messenger RNA, 5609 nt
Organism: Seriola dumerili (greater amberjack)
Lineage: Eukaryota; Metazoa; Chordata; Actinopteri; Carangiformes; Carangidae
Gene: megf6b
Product: multiple EGF like domains 6
Exons: 38
Coding region: 1-4779 (1592 amino acids)
Molecular function (GO): calcium ion binding; protein binding
Source: RefSeq, a predicted model, not a curated record